AUUCACCUUCCCACGUGCCUGAUCUUGUCUGAACAUCGAAAAUUUCGGAAUCGUGACUCAUAGGACAGCUAACCUUCCUUUCCUUUACUCAAAACUGGACGGCAAUUAGACGCUGUCUACAGCUACCCUUCUUUCUUCUUCAUUAUAAUGUCGAAUUCUGGGGCCGACGUCUUCAAAGUCUCUAUCCUCGGGAAGGAAUCCAUCUAUUGUGGUUUCCAUCUCGUCCCAUACAUUGUCCACACCGUCAUCAGCACUCUGCCGUCGUCGAAUUAUGUUCUUAUCACCGACACCAACGUUGCCAAGUGGCAUCUGGAUGUCUUCGAGGAGGAGUUUGACGCCCGAGCUUCCGCGGCAACACCCAACGGGUCCAAACCCAAUGGCGCGGCGCUUAACGGCGACGGGACGGCGAAACCUCAGAACUUUCGAUUCUUUACCUAUGUGAUCGCCCCUGGGGAGACGUCAAAGAGCAGGGAAGGCAAGGCCGACAUAGAGGAUUUUUUAUUGGCCAAUAGAUGCACCAGGGAUACUGUUAUUUUAGCUUUAGGCGGUGGAGUGAUUGGAGAUCUUGCUGGAUUCGUGGCUGCCACUUUUAUGCGUGGAGUUCGCUAUGUUCAGAUCCCUACGACGUUGCUAGCUAUGGUUGAUUCCAGUGUUGGCGGCAAGACCGCAAUUGAUACUCCCCUUGGCAAAAACUUGAUUGGAGCCUUUUGGCAACCUGAAUAUAUCUUCAUUGAUGCUGCGUUUUUGGAGACACUUCCCCCUAGAGAGUUCUCCAAUGGUAUGGCUGAAGUCGUCAAGACUGCGGCUAUUUGGGAUGCCGAUGAAUUCGCGUCGCUUGAAUCUCGGUCGACCGAAAUUUUCGCGGCCCUUCAGUCUUCUUCAGCAGCAACCCAUGCCGGUCGUACCAUGGCUACUCGUUCAGAUUCUCAGAAGCUUCUACUCUCCGUUAUAGUUGGUUCUAUAUCUGUCAAGGCACACAUCGUGACUAUCGAUCCUACGGAAACUGGCCUCAGGAAUUUAGUCAAUUUUGGGCAUACUAUCGGACAUGCCAUUGAGGCAGUACUUACUCCAACUAUUCUUCAUGGAGAGUGUGUUAGCGUCGGCAUGGUAUUGGAGGCCGAACUUUCGCGGCAGAUGGGGAUCCUAAGCCAAGUGGGCGUCGGGAGGCUAACGAGGUGUUUAAAGGCCUACAAUCUGCCAGUAUCGCUCAGUGACCCACGUAUUGGAAACCUUCCCGAAGCGAAAGGGCUGACAGUUGAAAGGCUGUUGGAUAUCAUGCGUGUCGACAAGAAGAAUAAGGGCGACGAGAAGAAGGUUGUCAUUUUGUCUCAUAUCGGGAGGACGUGGGAGGACAAGGCAACCGGUGUGAGGGAUGAGGUCAUCAGGAAAGUAUUAGCUGAGAAGGUUAUGGUUGUCCCAGGCAGGCCCCGCUAUGAUACUAUUAAAAUGUCGACUCCGGGUUCGAAGAGCAUAUCGAACAGGGCGCUCGUUCUGGCUGCGCUUGGGAGUGGAACCUGUAGACUGAAAAACUUGCUCCAUUCAGACGAUACGCAAGUCAUGAUGGCAGCCCUAAUGGACUUGCAGGGAGCUAAAUUCUCGUGGGAAGGCGGAGGGGAGACUCUUGUCGUUGGAGGCGGUUCUGGGACACUGUCUCUGCCUCCGAAAGGCAAGGAGAUCUACUUGGGCAAUGCUGGAACCGCGGCUCGCUUCCUCACCACCGUUUGCACUUUGGUCAGCAAACCAUCUUCUACGGAUGAUGCAUCUGCAACUGUCAUUACGGGCAAUGCCCGCAUGAAGCAGCGUCCCAUCGGUCCGUUGGUGUCCGCUCUCAAGACUAACGGUAGCGAGAUUGAGUGUCUCGAAACACCUGGCUGCCUACCUUUGUCCAUCCCCCCCAUUGGAUUGAAAGGAGGCGAUAUUUAUUUGGCCGCAAGCGUGUCCAGUCAAUACGUGUCCUCAAUCCUCUUAUGCGCCCCUUAUGCCGAGGAGAAGGUCAUUCUGCACCUUACUGGUGGGCAAGUAAUUUCACAGCCGUACAUUGACAUGACAGUUGCCAUGAUGAGGUCUUUUGGAAUUGACGUCACUAGACGGAGGGAUGAGGCAACGGGUUGUCUGUUGGACAUCUACGAUAUACCAAAGGGAGUCUAUAGAAAUCCUCCGGAGUACAGCAUUGAAUCUGAUGCCAGCUCUGCGACGUAUCCUCUAGCCAUUGCAGCUAUAACGGGGACGACUUGUACGAUCGAGAAUAUUGGAUCCAAGUCGCUGCAAGGUGACGCGCAGUUUGCCGUGAAUGUCUUGGAGAAGAUGGGAUGCGAGGUUGUGCAGACUGAUUUGGAGACUACGGUGAAGGGGCCUGCCGUUGGAGGGCUGAAGGCUCUUGGAGAGAUUGAUAUGGAAAUGAUGACUGAUGCCUUCUUAACGGCCUCGGUAUUGGCUGCCUGCGCUCCGGGUAAUACCAAAAUCAGAGGAAUUGCGAAUCAGCGGGUCAAGGAGUGCAAUCGUAUAAAGGCCAUGAUGGAUGAACUUGCGAAGUUCGGUGUUCCGACGAGCGAACUCGACGAUGGGUUGGAGAUUAUCGGAAAGCCUGUAUCAGAGCUUAGGACGGGCGCUAGCGUACACUGUUAUGAUGAUCACCGCAUCGCGAUGGCUUUCAGUGUCCUUGGUUGUGUCAUUAAAGGAACCGUGAUUGAGGAAAAACGUUGUGUCGAGAAGACCUGGCCGAACUGGUGGGAUGAUCUAGAGAACAAGAUCGGCUUAUCCGUCAAAGGUGUUGAAACAUCUACCCCUGCAGCCGCGAUCGCCUCAGCCAGUGGAACCACCGAUCACACAUCGUCCGCUUCCAUUAUCCUGAUCGGGAUGCGCGGUUCGGGAAAAAGUUUCGUUGGUGAUCUAGCGGCGUCGGUCCUAUCCUGGAAGUGCAUCGAUGCCGACCAUUAUUUUGAAGAGAAGCACAAUAUGGGCGUCCGCAAGUUCGUGCACGAUCAUGGCUGGCCGGCAUUCCGUCUAGAGGAGGGUGUGAUACUCAAGGAGUUGUUGGCUCAGAAUUCUGAGCGACAUGUCAUCAGUCUUGGUGGCGGCGUCGUUGAGUCUCCGCAGUGUCGGGAGAUGUUGAAGGACUAUGCAAAGUCGAAGGGUCCGGUGGUGCAUAUCAUGAGGCAGAUCGAAGAGGUUGUCAAAUACCUUGGAGUUGAAGGGGCUCGUCCUGCAUAUGGAGAGCCGAUUAUGGAGGUUUUCAAUCGCCGGGAGCCUUGGUUCAAGGAGUGCUGCAGCCAUCACUUUGUGAACAACGUUGGGUCGUUACUGGGAGAUGAUGUCUCGCCUAUGGCAAGGAAGCGAACUAGCGAUGAGGUCGCUCGAUUCUUUGGACAUAUCACUGGUAUCAAGCCUAACUUUUGUGCGAACUUGGCUCCAGGGAAGCGAUCCUACUUCCUCUGCCUUACAUACCCCGAUCUUACACCUGCGCUGUCACGCAUUGAGGACUUGACGGUGGGCGUCGACGCUUUGGAAUUGAGAGCUGAUUUACUUCGGUCUCCAUUGGACUUUGGAUCGAUUGGACAGUAUAUCCCUUCGGAGACUUAUGUCGCUGAGCAAAUCGCGGCGCUUCGUCGAUCGACAACUCUGCCUAUCUUGUUCACAGUCAGAACGCUGUCGCAGGGAGGUGCAUUCCCGGAUACGGCCGAGGACGAAAUAUUUGAGCUGUUGCAUUUGGCGUUACGCGUUGGCAUCGAGUAUGUGGACGUUGAAAUCUCCCUGGCGCAGAAGAGGAUCCAAGAAUUGAUUGCAAAGAAGGGUGCAUCGAAGAUUAUUGCCUCUUGGCAUGAUAUGAGCGGGACAAUGAAGUGGAAUGGUCCAGAGGUCAAGGAGAAGUACGAUUUGGCAAAGAAGUUGGGUGGUGAUAUCAUCAAGAUUGUUGGGCAGGCAGAAACACUGCAGGACAAUUUUGAUCUUUUCAACUUUGCUCAGCGGAUGAACAGCGUACCUAAUGCUAAGCCUUUCUUGGCUAUCAAUAUGGGCGCUAACGGGCAAAUUUCUCGCAUUCUGAACACUACUUUUACGCCGGUGACGCAUCCUCUUCUUCCCAGUAAGGCCGCUCCGGGACAGCUUUCGUUCGUGCAAAUACAAAAGGCACUUCAUCUGAUGGGUCAGAUGCGCGCUCGUCGUUUCUUCCUCUUCGGUUGUCCAAUUUCGCACUCCAUGUCCCCCACGCUUCACAACACCGCAUUUGAACUACUCGGAUUACCACAUGUGUACGGGCUGCUGGAAACGCCAGUGGUUGGCGAAGAGAUAAAGGCUACGCUUGCCGCACCGGACUUUGGUGGCGCUUCUGUGACAAUUCCGCACAAACUUGAUAUCAUACCCCUUCUUGACAAGCUUUCGCCUGCAGCCGAGUUGAUCGGUGCUGUAAACACGGUUGUUCCUAUUCGUGAAGGUCCGGAUACGGUCCUGUACGGCGAUAAUACGGAUUGGAUAGGGAUUCGAAGCUGCAUCAGUUCACACAUUGCAAUUGGUGGCAUACACUCUGCGCUGGUGAUUGGCGCGGGAGGUACAGCGCGAGCAGCUGUUUUCGCGCUCUCGUGCCUCGGAGCAAAACGGAUCUAUCUCUUUAACCGUACUCACAGCAAGGCCACAGCGUUGGCGCGAGUGUUCCCUGGUGUCGACAUCCAUGUACUGGAUAAACUCGGGCACUGGCCAGAAGGAAACGUACCGCCCAACGUGAUUGUGUCCACUGUUCCGGCUACUGAGACUACGACUGCACACGAACCCAGUCAUCUCAACUUGCCCGACAGAUUAUUUGACUUUAGAGAUGGGCCGGCGGUAGUCAUUGACAUGGCUUACAAGCCUAUCGAAACCCCUCUUUUACUACUCGCCAAAGCGACCGUCAAGAACUGGGCCGCCGUUCCUGGCGUGGAGGCAUUAUUGGAGCAAGGAUUCGGUCAGUUUGAAAUGUGGACGGGACGACGCUGCCCUAAAACUACUGUCUCUGCAAAGGUAUGGGAGGCAUACCUCCGACCGUAAGAAAAAGUAGUAGACGAAUCGUGAAAUUUAAUUUUCGGUAUGGGUCCAAAUGUAAAAGCGGAAGCGGGACAGGAACUAAACGGAAUCAUAUGAUGCCGGAAACGGACGGACACCGUGUUUGACAGGGCAUCCCGAAAAGGCAUAUCACUGACU
This is a messenger RNA of Guyanagaster necrorhizus, 5169 nucleotides long. RefSeq names its product Shikimate dehydrogenase. Gene Ontology annotation, cellular component: cytoplasm. The transcript is spliced from 6 exons. Lineage: Eukaryota; Fungi; Basidiomycota; Agaricomycetes; Agaricales; Physalacriaceae. The coding region runs from base 148 to 5016 and encodes 1622 amino acids. Gene Ontology annotation, biological process: aromatic amino acid biosynthetic process; chorismate biosynthetic process. The record is from RefSeq and is a predicted model, not a curated record. Gene Ontology annotation, molecular function: shikimate 3-dehydrogenase (NADP+) activity; shikimate kinase activity; 3-dehydroquinate dehydratase activity.